Messenger RNA from Schizophyllum commune H4-8, 1501 nucleotides. Its product is annotated as argininosuccinate lyase. The transcript is spliced from 8 exons. Lineage: Eukaryota; Fungi; Basidiomycota; Agaricomycetes; Agaricales; Schizophyllaceae. Gene Ontology annotation, cellular component: cytosol. Bases 35 to 1429 code for a protein of 464 amino acids. Gene Ontology annotation, molecular function: argininosuccinate lyase activity. The record is from RefSeq and is a predicted model, not a curated record.
GCAGAAUCUCCCAUCUCUCCGCGCAUUCUCGACGAUGGCCGACCAACCGACAAAGCAGAAGCUAUGGGGAGGACGCUUCACGGGGAAGACUGACCCCCUCAUGCACGAGUUCAACCAGUCGCUCAAGUACGACAAGCGCAUGUGGGAUGCGGACAUCCGCGGGUCUAUCGCAUAUGCGAAGUCGCUCUGCCGUGCGGGACUGCUCACGAAGCAGGAGGAGACUGCGAUCCUCGGCGGUCUGAACUCGGUGGCGAAAGAGUGGACGGAGGGGACGUUCAAGAUCCAGGCCGAUGAUGAAGACAUUCACACUGCCAACGAGCGUCGGUUGACCGAGAUCAUCGGCGCGCUGGGCGGGAAGCUGCACACAGGCCGCUCGCGGAACGACCAGGUGGCCACCGAUAUGCGGAUAUGGCUACUUGGGGAGGUCAAGACGAUCGAGGAAAGCUUGAAGGCUCUCCUGCGCGUCAUGGUCGAGCGCGCGGAUAAGGAGAUAGACAUCCUGAUGCCCGGGUACACGCAUUUGCAGCGCGGCCAACCCGUGCGCUGGUCACAUCUCCUGCUCUCGCACGCGUGGUCCUUCCAGGCCGAUCUCGAGCGGUUGAAGGAGAUGGUGCCCCGCAUCUCUGUCCUGCCUCUCGGCUGUGGCGCGCUCGGCGGGAACCCCUUCAGCAUCGAUCGCGAUUUCCUCGCGAAGGAGCUCGGCUUCCAGUCCGUCGCAGAGAACAGCAUGUGGGGCGUCGGGGACCGCGACUUCAUCGUCGAGUUCUUGAUGUGGUCGAGCUUGACCAUGACGCACAUGAGCCGUCUGGCGGAGGACCUUAUUAUCUACUCGACUGCGGAAUUCGGCUUCGUCACCCUGAGCGAUGCGUACAGCACUGGCUCCAGUAUCAUGCCACAAAAGAAGAACCCGGACUCCCUCGAGUUGUUGAGGGGCAAGUCUGGCCGCCUCUUUGGCAAUAUGGCUGGCUUUAUGAUGACGCUCAAGGGCAUGCCGUCGACGUACAACAAAGAUUUGCAGGAAGAUAAGGAGCCGUUGUUCGACUCUGUCGACAACGUAUCGGCAUCUCUCCGGAUUGCUGAGGGUGUCAUCGCCACUAUGAAUGUGCACGGCGACAAAAUGCUUGCGGCGCUGUCGAUGGAUGUAUUGGCCACUGAUCUUGCUAACUACCUUGUGCUGAAGGGGAUCCCCUUCCGCGAAACGCACCACAUCUCCGGACGCGCCGUCGCUCUGGCGGAAGCCCGAAAAUGCCAGCUCAACGAUUUGACGUUACAAGAUUACCAGACGCUGCACCCGAACUUCACGGAGGACGUUCGGGAUAUUUUCGACUUCGAGGCGAGCGUCGAGCGACGGAAUGCCAUCGGUGGACCGAGCCGUGUCACCAUGGCUCGCCAGAUUGAGAAGCUUCGCUCGUAUAUCGCGAGGGAUUAGGCGAAUUUCUUGAUGGAUGUAAAACUGCUGCUGUAUCUAUACCUGUGCCAAUAUACUGUAGAUCUUUCCCUC